AUGAACCGCUUAAUUCGCUUGCUUUGUGUCUCUCUGGUUGCGUCUUCCGCUAUCGCAGCUCCAGCUCCUGAGCAGUCCGAGCCAGUGCUGACGACCAAAGACACCUUCUUUGAAAACCUCAACAACAUCAAUGAGGCAUCGAUUCACAAAGCUCUACACCUCAUCGAGCGAUUUCGCCAUGGCGUCUUCCCCACUGACAGAGACGCCGUUGAUGCCAUCCAGAAAGAGGAUCGGUCACUGGCAGCUCAUCUGAACAUCGUAAGAGAUGUCAGCAACGCCACCACGUCUGCGGGCAAUUCCCCUGCAACGACCCAGGCGCCUUCGACUACUGCUCAGCAAACCACUUCAGAGACUCAGAACCCAACGACUAGCACCACCGAGUCAACUACAACGACUUCCACCCAAUCCAGCGCUGCUCCUACCACUACUUCUGAGACGCAACCUACUACUACAACCACCACCACAAGCGAGACCACUCAGUCGACUUCGACUUCGUCUACUCAGAACACCCCCGCCCCCACCACGGCUGCUCCCACUACUACGACAUCAACCACCAGCUCGCAAACCCAGACAACUCUGACAACCACCUCCUCCACAACCGAGGCCCCAACCACCAGCAAGACUUCCACCACCCGUACCCCCUACACCUCGACCUACAAGAGUACGACCACCCUCCCCAAUGGCCAGCAGAGCACCGUCACAGCCGUGACGGUCGUCUACCCCACCGGUGACAGCUCCAACCAAGCCGCCACAACGACCGGUCCGGCCCCCGGCCUGCAAACCGGUAAUGCCGCGUCCAUCACUGGGCUCAAGAAGGAGCUGCUCGUCAUGCUUGGAGGCGCCGCCGCCGUGGCUAUGGCUCUGUAG
Aspergillus thermomutatus is the source of this 867-nucleotide messenger RNA. Its product is annotated as putative GPI anchored cell wall protein (Dan4). The record is from RefSeq and is a predicted model, not a curated record. The coding region runs from base 1 to 867 and encodes 288 amino acids. The transcript has a single exon. Lineage: Eukaryota; Fungi; Ascomycota; Eurotiomycetes; Eurotiales; Aspergillaceae.